Messenger RNA from Bacidia gigantensis, 1245 nucleotides. RefSeq lists its product as uncharacterized. Bases 1 to 1245 code for a protein of 414 amino acids. Gene Ontology annotation, cellular component: membrane. Gene Ontology annotation, biological process: regulation of peptide transport. The record is from RefSeq and is a predicted model, not a curated record. The transcript has 2 exons. NCBI's taxonomy places the organism in Eukaryota, Fungi, Ascomycota, Lecanoromycetes, Lecanorales, Ramalinaceae.
AUGCCAGUGAAGCGCCUCGCGAGGCAUACGAUAGGCAUCAUCCUGCUUCUCGCAACUGUAAUUCUCUGGACUGCCUCAAAUUUCCUCGCGAGCACCAUCUUUGCGGACGAUUCGUAUUCGAAACCCUAUUUCGUGACCUAUGUGAAUUCAUCCUUCUUUACCUGCUUCCUUGUCUGGGUGUUUCUGAAGCGGCUAUGGUCCGGCAAGGGGUUGGUGCGCGAAGCGAUCAAAGGCACCGAGCAGAGUGCGGCUUACACCCCAGUUGGUGAUGAAGAUGAGCAUCUGAUACAGUCGAAACCAGCAAGUAACCCGGAGACGAAUGGUUAUACCCCACAAGACAGCUUACUGGUUGAUGAUUCUAUGACAAGCUUAGGGUCUUCCAGGUCCUCUACAUCAGAUCGUUUGUCCAUACGUGAGACAGCUUGGCUCAGUCUCGAGUUCUGCAUACUUUGGUUUCUUGCAAACUACUUCGUCGCCGCAUGCCUCGAAUACACAACAGUCGCUAGCUCCACCGUCUUAGCAUCUACUAGCGGUAUAUGGACUCUGAUUUUUGGCGCCAUGCUGAGAGUAGAGAAAUUUACCUUAAAGAAGCUUGUCGGUACUCUAGCGUCUCUGGCGGGUAUCAUCCUCAUUUCGAGCGUGGAUCUGACAGGUGAAACCGAUGAAAACAGGGGCGACUUCCCCCAUAAGUCACGCAAAGAGCUGGCAAUUGGCGAUGCCCUUGCCUUUGGUAGCGCCAUCCUGUACGGUAUCUACACGACCUUUAUGAAGAAGAAGAUAGGAGACGAAGGACGCGUUGACAUGCCGCUAUUCUUUGGCUUUGUUGGCCUCUUCAACCUCGUCACACUACUUCCUGGCUUCUUCCUCGUGCAUUUCACGGGAAUCGAGACCUUUGAGCUACCGCCCACAAGGCGAAUCACUACGAUCGUCAUGGUCAAUUCUGCUACUUCUCUUGUGGGCGAUUUUUGCUGGGCAUACUCGACUCUCUUAACUUCGCCGUUAGUCGUGACUGUAGGUUUGAGCUUGUCAAUACCACUCUCUUUGCUCGGCCAAAUGAUUGUCAACGGUCAAACCUCAAGCGCCUUGUACUGGAUUGGGGCUGUUAUUGUGCUCUUGUCCUUUGUAUUCAUCAACUACGAGAGCAAGGACAAAUCUCAUGAGGAUACCUCCGAGCGGAAUCCGCGGACGGGGCCAUGGGCAUUUGCGUGGAGAAUUUGGGAUAGGAUGAAUCCUUGGCGGCAGUGA